This is a messenger RNA of Exophiala oligosperma, 1029 nucleotides long. RefSeq lists its product as uncharacterized. The transcript is spliced from 3 exons. Gene Ontology annotation, biological process: retrograde vesicle-mediated transport, Golgi to endoplasmic reticulum; protein retention in ER lumen. The record is from RefSeq and is a predicted model, not a curated record. Gene Ontology annotation, cellular component: Golgi membrane. Bases 142 to 753 code for a protein of 203 amino acids. NCBI's taxonomy places the organism in Eukaryota, Fungi, Ascomycota, Eurotiomycetes, Chaetothyriales, Herpotrichiellaceae.
CAAAUCUAUCAGCCUGUCUCUCGUUCUGUUCCCUCACCCGACUGAGAACUCCAUUCAGCCUCCUCUGAAUAUUGAGGCACUCUUUGCGACAAAUACGAGUGUGAUCACGUCGAUAUUUAGCGUUUAUUCAUCGUCCAGCGCAUGCGAAGGCCUUACGUCUCUGCCUCACUACCUACCACUACCGCCACAAUGGACGUGCCUGAGCCUGAGACGACACCCUUUGACGCGAUCACAGUACAAAGUAAUAAAUUACUGAGACAAUAUCAAACCUACCUCGACAAGUCGACUCCAUAUGUGACCUACCGAUGGUCUGGGACCGGAGCGCUCCUCGUGCUAUUCUUCCUGCGCAUCAUCAUCGCGCAGGGCUGGUACAUUGUCGCCUACUGUCUCGGCAUCUACCUGCUGAACUUGUUCCUCGCAUUCUUGCAGCCUAAAUUCGACCCCAGUUUGACGCAGGAUGAAGGGUUGGAGGACGGCGAGCCCUCUGGACUUCCCACAAAGCAAGAUGAUGAAUUCAGACCAUUUAUCAGAAGACUUCCCGAGUUCAAGUUUUGGCACGCCGCCACAAGAGCCGUAACCCUCUCUUUCUUCUGCAGCUGGUUCGAGAUUUUCAACCUGCCAGUCUUUUGGCCCGUCCUGGUCAUGUACUGGUUAAUUCUAUUUUUAUUGACGAUGAGACGACAAAUUCAGCAUAUGAUCAAAUACCGAUAUGUCCCAUUUUCCUUCGGCAAGGCUAAAUACUCUGGCAAGUGAAGGGGGGCACGAGGUAUUUUUGCCUCAAAACUGAAGCCCCGAAAAAAGGACUCUUGUAACAGACACACGGGAGCAAAAUUGACCUCACGCCAAAGGCAAACAAUGAGAUACUGCUGGAUGUACAAUAGAACAGGAUGUUUCCACCACACGAUUGAGAUUGACGACCAAUUUCUCACUAGACCUACUUAAUGUGGUUUUCUGGCGAUACGAUUUAAUCUAUUCGACAGCCGGAAGAGCUGGUCAAUCAACUUCGAUCCCGUCGAUAUUUCGAGUUCA